AUGCGGGAAGUGGUGACUCUUCAGUUCGGCAGCUACGCCAACUUCGUCGGCGCUCACUUCUGGAACUUGCAGGAUGAGGCGGUGGGGCGGCAGGGCGAGGGGGGCGCGGAGCAGAAUGGAGCGGGCGUGGAGGAGAGCGUGGUGAUGCAGUGGCGCGAGAUGCCAGGGCCUGCCUCCACACCGUACUGCACGCCGCGCCUGCUCGCCAUCGACUAUAAAGGCUGCCUUGGCCCCGUCUCCCUCGCCUCGCCUCUCCAUGCCCAUGGGGGCAUCGCCGCUGCACCGUCUGCCAUGCCUACCUGGUCUGGCCCCUCCCAUGUCUCGUCGCCCGCGCCUCUCCCCCUCAACCCCUUCCUGCGCCGCCUGCUGCACCCACCCGCACCCGCCGCUCACACAGCCUCUUCCGCACCUAAUUCCCAGGCCAGGGGGGAGGAACGGCACGAGGCCACAGGCAGGCACGGUGGGGGGGAGCUGGGAGAGGAGGCAGAGGGGGAGGCGGAAGGGGAGGAAGAGGAGGAGGCGGAGGUGGCGCGGGGGUUGGAGGGCGGCGUGGGGUACUGGACGGAGUACCUUAAAGCCCACGUGCGCCCCGCCAGUGUGGUGCAGGUGCCGGGCGGGUGGUGGCAGGGUGCGCUCUCCCCCCUGGACGCGGGGGGGUAUGGCGACUGGCGCGAGGUGGGGGGCGGGCGGGAGGGCGAGGAGGAGGUGGAGGAGGGCGUGAGGCGGCUGGCAGAGGAGUGUGAUGCGCUGCAGGGCUUCUCGCUGCUGCUGCACGCCACCUCGCCCUUUGCCUCCCUCGCCACGCGCACCGCACUGCACCUGGCUGUGGAGUUCCCAAGGGCGCCCAAGCUGCUCUUCUCCCUGCGCCCCCCUGACGCCCUGCUCCCGCCCGCCACCCUCUCCCCCGGCCCCCACGCCCUGCCCGGCAUGCCCUCGCUGCAUGACCUCUCGUCUGCCGUCUCCCUGGCCUCGCUGCUGCCCCUCACCUCCCUCAUUCUGCCCCUCGGCCUGCCCUCCCUCUCCGGUGUGCUGCCGCACGUGCAUGCCAGCGACACCGCUCUCUUCCACUCCUCUGCUCUGCUCGCCACUGCCAUCGACGCCCUCUCCUCGCCCUUCCGCCUCGCCCCGCGCGCCCCCACCUGCGCCUCCUCCCCCGUGGGCGCCGUGUCCCUCAGGGACUACUGCACCCUGCUCUCCCUCUCCUCGCCCCAUGCCGCCCUCGCUUUCGCCUCCUUGGCCCUGCCGGCUCAGCCGCUACACGAGGCAGGGGAGCAGGAGGCGGCGAGUGGAAGCUCGCCAUGUAGCAUGGCGGUGCUGACGUCAGACGUGUGCAGCAGCGGAGAGGGGCGAGGAGGGAGGGGAGGAGGCAGUAGGGGAGGGCAGCGAGGCGAGGGGAUGGGGCAGCAGCAGGAGGGGGAGGAGGGGGAGGAGGGGGAGGAUUUGGAAGCAGGCAUUGGAGCACAGGUGGUGGUGGCACGUGGUGCAGUGGGGCAGCAAGCUACAGAGACUGCUGGCAGUGAAGAGGGAAGAUCAAAGUAUGAUGGGGGUUGGAGGGGGGAUGGUGAGAGCAAGUGUGGGUGGUGCAUGGGCAGGGCACAUGAGUGUGCUGUGCAUCCCUCGCUCACUGCACCUCCUCAUCUUCAUUCACUGCACCUCCUCAUCUUCAUUCACUGCACCCCCCUUUUCCCCUCCCUUCUCCCCUCCCCUUUCCCCUCCCUUCUCCCCUCCCUUCUCCCCUCCCCUCACCCCUCCCCUCUCCCCUCCCUUUUCCCGCCCUCCCACAUGUCUGCAGGCCCCACCAGCACUGUCCCCACACCGCUACCACCAGCGGCGGCAGCAGCAGCCAUCCACCGGGCCCUCCUCGCCGCCCGCCCUCGUGCUCCGCCCUGCAUUGCCCACAUCGCCGCCGCCCAGCAGCCCCUCGCCAUUCCCCUGCCCUUUCCUCGGUUCUUCUCCGAUGACAUCAGCAAAUACGGCCUCAUCCUGCCGCCCUCCCGGCACCGUGCCAGCCACUUUGCUUCCCUGGCGGGCGGGGUAGCAGCAGCAGCGGCGGGUGGAGUGGGAGGAGGGGGGUGGGGAGGCGGGAAUGGGGUGGGAAUGGGACCGGAUGUGGAGUGGGCGCCAGUGGUGGCGCGGGCAGCAGCGGGGAGGGGUGGGGCACGGCACGGGGAGGUGCUUGCCGGUGCUUUGGAGUGGGUGGGGGGCCCUCGAGGGGGGGCGGGCAGGCAGGUGGUGGCGGCGUGGGGGGUGGAGGGCGAGGAGGUGCGGGAGAUGCGCGAGCGCGUGUUGGAUGUGUGUGGGCGGCUCAGGGGGGAGAGAUAUGAGGAUGACAGUGAGUGA
Molecule: messenger RNA, 2340 nt
Organism: Closterium sp. NIES-65
Lineage: Eukaryota; Viridiplantae; Streptophyta; Zygnematophyceae; Desmidiales; Closteriaceae
Source: the annotation of a GenBank genome assembly